Molecule: messenger RNA, 1307 nt
Organism: Gorilla gorilla gorilla (western lowland gorilla)
Lineage: Eukaryota; Metazoa; Chordata; Mammalia; Primates; Hominidae
Gene: MRNIP
Product: MRN complex interacting protein
Exons: 8
Coding region: 35-1192 (385 amino acids)
Biological process (GO): mitotic G2 DNA damage checkpoint signaling
Cellular component (GO): nucleus
Molecular function (GO): chromatin binding
Source: RefSeq, a predicted model, not a curated record
AGCGCGUACGUGGGGCGGGGCCGCGGCGGGACAAAUGCAGAGCGCACGCGCUUGGCUGGCUGGCGACUGCACAAGCAGGGAUGGCGUCGCUUCAGCGUUCUCGGGUGCUACGCUGCUGCAGCUGCCGCCUCUUCCAGGCGCACCAGGUAAAAAAGAGUGUCAAGUGGACAUGCAAAGCUUGUGGAGAGAAGCAGUCCUUUUUGCGGAGUUCCCCAGACACGGAGCUCCUGCUUCCGAGCUUCCUGUUCCUUCAGGAAGUGAAAUGGAUGGAGCAGAAUCUGGAAAGGCUUAUGGUGAAGGCUCUGGUGCUGACUGUAGACGCCAUGUCCAAAAGUUAAAUCUACUACAGGGACAAGUUUCAGAGCUGCCACUCAGGUCUCUAGAAGAAACUGUCAGUGCCAGUGAAGAAGAAAACGUGGGACACCAGCAGGCUAGGAAUGUGAAGCAGCAGGAAAAAUCGCAGCCUUCAGAGAGUCGCUGGCUGAAGUAUCUAGAAAAGGACUCCCAAGAACUGGAGCUGGAAGGAAGAGGAGUGUGUUUCAGCAAACAGCCUUCAUCCAAAAUGGAGGAGCCAGGCCCCCGCUUCAGUCAAGACCUGCCUAGAAAAAGGAAGUGGAGCGGGAGCACUGUCCAGCCUCCGUGCAGCCGUGGCGUGCAGGACUCGGGUGGCUCUGAGGUCGCCUGGGGACCCCAGAAGGGACAGGCUGGCCUGACAUGGAAGGUGGAACAAGGCAGCAGCCCCUGCCUCCAGGAGAACUCUGCAGACUGCAGUGCCGGGGAGCUGAGGGGUCCUGGGAAGGAGCUAUGGAGUCCCAUCCAGCAGGUUACAGCCACAUCCUCUAAAUGGGCGCGAUUUGUCCUGCCACCUAGAAAAAGUUCACAUGUGGACAGUGAGCAGCCAAGGUCUCUUCAGAGGGACCCCAGGCCAGCUGGUCCAGCACAGGCUAAGCAAGGGACCCCCAGAGCACAGGCCUCAAGGGAAGGCCUCAGCAGGCCCACUGCCGUUGUCCAGCUUCCUCGGGCCACACACCCCGUCACAUCCGGGCCUGAGAGGCCUUGCGGGAAGACCUCAUGGGACGCAAGGACUCCCUGGGCAGAGGGUGGGCCCCUGGUCCUGGAGGCACAGAAUCCUCGACCCACACGACUAUGUGACCUCUUUAUAACUGGGGAAGACUUUGAUGAUGAUGUGUGAUCUGGGACUGGCAGGUUAUUAAUCGAGAUACACUUGUUAGGAGGGACAGGGUUCCCCUAAGGCACUUUUAAAGAUACUCUGUAAGAACCAUUAACAAUAAACUUACUGUCAAUCA